This is a messenger RNA of Racocetra fulgida, 277 nucleotides long. Lineage: Eukaryota; Fungi; Glomeromycota; Glomeromycetes; Diversisporales; Gigasporaceae. The record is from the annotation of a GenBank genome assembly.
AUGUCUUAUUAUAUCAUUAAAGAAUAUACAGAACUUGUAAAAAUUUAUUUUAAGAGAAAUUCAUUGGAAAAAACUGCCAAUAUCUUUCAUAUUAAAUAUCUCAAUAAAUUUAAACCUGCUUCAGCGACUAUUUAUAAUCUUGUAAAUAAAUUUACUAGAACAGGAAAUGUUGCAGAUGAUCAUCAUUCUGGCUGUCCAAUAAGUGCAACUGUUCUUCAAGAAAAUCCACAACAAUUAACAAAUAAACUUGCAACAAAAAUUAAUAUUUCUCCUUUUA